CACAGGUGAAUGUAAUGUCACGCCAUCCACUUCUUGGUUCUCUCGACUGUUUACAAACAAACAACAGAAGCCACACCAUUAGUAUGUUAUAUGCCCGACGAGCUUCCCUACUGCAGCAAGUUACGCGCACUUCAAUCGGCGAUUUGCCAACUAGACAUGAAGUUAUCGAAAGCCCUCGCAAUAAAUGGCUUAGUGAAAUCAACGAUAUACUCGAUGAGCCUACAGUGCCGCAUGAAAUUCAAGCGCCUGCAAUAAGCAAUGGAAAAAUGGAAGCAGCACGUCUUAUUGUUAUACGCCGUCGAAAGAUGAAGAAGCAUAAGUUGAAGAAACUGCGCCGCAAGAUGAAAUUCGAAUGGGCCAAAGUGCGUCAACGCCGUGAGAUGCGCAAAGAAAAGGCAUUCCAAGCUAAAUUGAUCGCUCAAGUGAAAGCCGGUGAAGCAUUUAAUGCAGAGCAGUACGUGGAAGAGCAGCUGCGAAAGGCAAACGAGAAUCCAUUGCCCCGUUAUUGGAAAGGAAGGCGGUUGCCUGCGUUUAUCAUCAAAGAGAAACUGGGAAUUAAGUGAAAAAUUGUCAUAGGCUAUUAGGUUUAUAAGAUUGUUUGUAUUUAGCGAACGUGUUGGUAUUUCAUUGGUAUUUACAAGAAUAAAUCCAAAUUUUACAAGUCAUUCUGUGAGCGGCUCGCAUUCUA
Messenger RNA from Rhagoletis pomonella (apple maggot), 688 nucleotides. RefSeq lists its product as uncharacterized. The transcript has a single exon. NCBI's taxonomy places the organism in Eukaryota, Metazoa, Arthropoda, Insecta, Diptera, Tephritidae. The coding region runs from base 15 to 563 and encodes 182 amino acids. The record is from RefSeq and is a predicted model, not a curated record.